CUUGUGGCCUGUGCUGCGUCAUGGAUCAAUCGCUUCUCCCGUUCCUGGCCGAGGCGUGUGCACAAGAAUUUUAACCUUCUUCUAUACUCCCCGCACUCCACCAUUUCUACCUUUCACAAAACUCCAAAAUUACAUCGCUUGUCCCGAGUCGUUUGUGAGAGGAAGAACCACGCGUCCGGCUUUUUCCACCUUUUCUCCAACCCUUCAAGCUCUUCACCCUGCAUCCCGAGGUCGACUACUGCCUACUUUCACCGCCACGACAAUCUUGCAAAGCCGCUGGCUCCUUCGCCCACAACAACACACCUCGCUUGGUCCCUCGCAACGUUGAACAGCAGUUCCUUUACACGUACCUAAACUCAGACGCGAUCCCAGAAUCCGCACCCUCUCAGCUGCCGCAUAGGACGCUACCUGGACUUCUUCCUCUAACCGGGGAAGAGUCGAGGAGGACUCGUCCACAACUGAGCUUGAAUUACGAGCCUUUCCGACCGCCUUAACAUCGCUGUACACAGCUCGGCCCACUACCUGAUACCAAUCAGUCCAAACAUAUUCUGUGUUUGGGCGUGGAAUGGCACCUUCCGCUAUCGACAAUUACGAAACUAGUACCAAUCUUUUAACCAGUACACCGGUUAAACAUCUCGCACCAGUCGAUCCUAGCCAUGGCGUUAAGAACCCAACCGCGCACCAACUGAUCGGACAGGCGCUGAAACAGCGCAUUGAUGCCAUCAACCCGGACACCUGCGAUGCAGGUGAAGAAGAUGCUUUCUUCGUAGCUGACCUCGGGGAGGUCUAUCGCCAGCACUUGCGCUGGAAGCUCAACCUUGGGCGUGUCAAGCCACACUAUGCUGUCAAGUGCAACCCUGACCCUCAAGUCCUGCGUCUGCUCGCUGCCCUUGGUACAGGCUUUGACUGCGCUUCGAAGGCCGAGAUCGAACAAGUUCUGGGAAUGGGCAUCGAUCCGGCUCGCAUCAUCUUCGCCCAACCAUGCAAGAUCAGCUCACACCUCAAGUAUGCCAACAAGAUGGGUGUCAAGCAGGUCACCUUCGACAAUGCUGAAGAGCUUUACAAGACGAAGAAGUUUUGUCCGGACGCUGACCUCUUUCUGCGCAUCCAAACGGAUGACUCUGCCAGUUUGUGUCGCUUGAGCAUGAAGUUUGGCGCUCCACUGGACGCGACGAAGGAUUUGCUGGAGCUUGCCAAAACCCUAGAGCUGAAUGUGGUGGGUGUGGCGUUCCAUGUAGGUUCUGGCGCCAGCGAUCCAAAUGCCUUCCUUAAGGCUGUCAAGGAUGCACGCCAUGUGUUCGAUCAAGCCGUCGAGUACGGAUUCAACAUGCACACGCUCGAUGUGGGUGGUGGAUAUUGCAACGAGACUUUCGAGUCCAUGGCAGCUGUGCUAUCUGCUGCGCUGGAUGAAUACUUCCCUCCCCACAUCCGCAUCAUCGGUGAACCAGGUCGCUUUUACGUUUCCACAGCUUUCACUUUGGCAUGCCUGGUCACUUCUCGUCGUACAGUUGUCGAUCCUACGUUGGACACCACUUCCUACAUGUUGUACAUGAAUGACGGAGUUUAUGGCAACUUCUCGUCGAUCAUCUUUGAUCACCAGCACCCAGUUCCGCGCAUUCUAAAGUGCGGAGACCGGUUUCUUCACGGUGUUACAACCAGUGGGUACGACACUCCAAAUGCCACAGAAUACUCUAUUUGGGGUCCUACAUGCGACGGCAUCGACGUCAUCUCUGAACGCACAACCUUUCAUGAGGUUCUGGACAUGGGAGAUUGGCUCUACUUCGAAGAUAUGGGUGCAUAUACGAAGUGCUCAGCAACGAGGUUCAACGGAUUCACUGACAAGCAUGAUGUUGUUUAUGUUUGCAGUGACAACGGGGCGGCUGCAUUGCUUGCCCAAAUGUGAAGCGUAAUGUUAAAGAAUAAGGAGAGGCUUUCAGAACUUUUACUUAGCGCAUUAUAGAAGUCAUUUCUGUUCUCUCGGCGAGGAAAAAAAUUUUUAUACAAGUGAGAUGGAGGAAGCCUUAAGAAAUAAAAUAAAAAAAAAUAGAUCUGUUCAGUUAGUGUUAGUUUUCUUAAAAACAGUGUUAAUUAGAGCAGUGUUUCGCACUUAAACAUUAGUUCAGGCAGAAUAAAUAAGCACUCGCUACCAGCAAAUACAUCUGAUCGAAUUCUGUUG
This is a messenger RNA of Verruconis gallopava, 2176 nucleotides long. RefSeq lists its product as uncharacterized. The record is from RefSeq and is a predicted model, not a curated record. Gene Ontology annotation, cellular component: cytoplasm. Bases 566 to 1903 code for a protein of 445 amino acids. Gene Ontology annotation, molecular function: ornithine decarboxylase activity. The transcript is spliced from 2 exons. NCBI's taxonomy places the organism in Eukaryota, Fungi, Ascomycota, Dothideomycetes, Venturiales, Sympoventuriaceae.